UUGUGAAUCACUUUGCAUUCAUCGUUUCGGCUUCCGUCGGCAUUUUUGGAUAAAAUUCGUGUAGACGGACCAGAGUCCGCGAAUUUUAUCGGUUUUUACGGUAGUGCUUUCACUUUACUUGUUUUUGCACAAAUAAAUCCUUCGUGGUGAGUCGCCGAAAUAAGUUAGCACCCGUUCUUUGGAUUCCCCAAGGGUGUGCGUUACCGUAGCUAAAGUCCGGUCCUUGGUUUGCGUGAUUCACCAACUCGUUGGAAGAAAUAAUCGUACUACUGAACGCAGGACGUCAUGACCGAGAGACACACGUUUGGGGGAACCGUUAGCCCGAUCACUUGCCAUGCCUGGAACAAGGAUCGGACGCAAAUUGCCAUCUCACCGAACAACCACGAGGUGCAUAUCUACAAACGCGACGGCGCCGAAUGGAAACUAUGGACGGUGCUGAAUCAGCACGAUCUGCGUGUUAUGGGUAUCGAUUGGGCACCGAAUACGAAUCGCAUCGUGACCUGUGCCGUAGAUCGGAACGCAUACGUCUGGACGCAGGGUGACGAUGGCAAAUGGAAGCCGACCCUUGUAUUGUUGCGCAUCAACCGUGCAGCCACCUGCGUGCGCUGGUCGCCGCUGGAGAACAAGUUUGCGGUCGGUUCCGGAGCCCGGCUGAUCUCGGUGUGCUACUUCGAGUCCGAGAACGAUUGGUGGGUUUCGAAGCACAUCAAAAAACCGAUCCGCUCGACGGUUACCUCGCUAGACUGGCAUCCAAACAACGUGCUGCUUGUGGCCGGCUCCACUGACUACAAGGUACGCGUGUUCUCGGCAUUUAUCAAGGACAUCGAGCAGCACCCGGAACCGACCGCAUGGGGACCGAAGAAGCCGCUCGGUCAGAUUCUGGCUGAGUUUAAGAACUCGAGCAGCGGUGGCGGCUGGGUGCACAGUGUGAGUUUUUCCGCCGAUGGCAAUCGGAUUUGCUGGGUCGGACACGACAGCGCCAUCAACGUCGCUACUGCCAACGGUGGCGGGGCCGUGGUGAAACAGAAAACCGAAUUUCUCCCGUUUCUGUGCUGUGAAUGGAUUUCGCCCCAAUCGAUACUUGUGGCGGGCCACAGCUGCGUCCCGUUGAUCUAUACCGUGAGCGACGCAAAGAUUGUGCUAGCUGCCAAACUGGACCAGUCGACAAAGAAGGAACAGGGCGGUAUCUCAGCGAUGCGUAUCUUCCAAUCACUGGAUCGUAACCUGCGCACGGAAAACUCUGACACCAGUCUGGAAUCGAUUCACCAGAACGCCAUCAGCUGCGUUUGCCUGUACAGUGGCGAGAAGGGAAACGUACAGAAGAUCAGCACGUCGGGACUGGAUGGUCAGUUGGUCAUUUGGGACAUCGACACGCUGACCAGAUCCAUGCAGGGAUUGAAGCUUUAAAAAGAUAGCUCUCCACUCCCUUCCGGGGUCUUGCGAGGGUUCUACUUUACUCUGCCCGGGAACGUGGACUGCACGCAUUUGAUUCUAUUUCUCACGCAAUAGUCUGCGCGCGCGCAAUGUUAUUGGAAAUAAACAAUUCAU
Messenger RNA from Anopheles bellator, 1548 nucleotides. RefSeq names its product actin-related protein 2/3 complex subunit 1A-A (gene Arpc1). The record is from RefSeq and is a predicted model, not a curated record. Bases 286 to 1407 code for a protein of 373 amino acids. NCBI's taxonomy places the organism in Eukaryota, Metazoa, Arthropoda, Insecta, Diptera, Culicidae. Gene Ontology annotation, molecular function: actin filament binding. The transcript is spliced from 2 exons. Gene Ontology annotation, biological process: Arp2/3 complex-mediated actin nucleation. Gene Ontology annotation, cellular component: actin cytoskeleton; Arp2/3 protein complex.